Messenger RNA from Musca domestica (house fly), 1854 nucleotides. RefSeq lists its product as uncharacterized. The transcript has 3 exons. Lineage: Eukaryota; Metazoa; Arthropoda; Insecta; Diptera; Muscidae. The coding region runs from base 843 to 1685 and encodes 280 amino acids. The record is from RefSeq and is a predicted model, not a curated record.
GCUGUUAAGUUCUUCUCAAACGUUCAGCAAAUAAUUACAAAAAUGCCGCGACCAAAAAUAUUAUUAUUUUAGAUAUGUUAAAUACAAAUGAAUCAAACGAAUUAGUGUGUAAUUUGCAAAGUUGUAAGAACAAGAUUGUAAGUGUACAUUCCGGAAAUAUAGAAAGACAUUUAAAGAGAUUACAUCCUGAGCAAUAUGCAAACUAUAUUGAACAAAAACGUGCAAUGAAAUUACUAAGUAUUACUGCGAAGAAAUGUAAAUCCGAGGAACAUCGAACUAGCAAAAGUGGAACUAUUCACCAAAAAUGGAUGUCCUCUGCGCAUGGCCGAAGAUACGACCUUCAAAAUUCUUAUGGAACCAGUUUUAAGUUUGCUCGGAAUGACAGUCAAUGAGCAUAAUAUAAUGGAACGAAUUAUCGCAUUUUCCACAAAUAUUAAAACGGAAAUAUCUAAUGAUUUAAAAGGGACAUUGUUUUCUCUUAAGAUUGAUAUAGCAACCAGUAAAAGAGCUGAAAUCAAGUCAUACCGGUGAAUAUAUAAAAUCUAUUAUAUUGGAAGUUCUAAAAGAAUAUGGUUUUGAUAUACGCAACAUUCUUACCAUUACAAUCGACAAUGGAUCUAACAUGUUAAAAACGGUAAAAGUCUGAAUUCGGAGUUACAAAUGCUUAUGGAAGAAGAAUCUCAGGAUAGCGAAGAAGAAGUUGAUUGUGAAAUAUCGAUUUAUGAAAUUGAGUCAAUCGACUUUGAUAUAUAUAUAUAUAUAAUGUUCUAAAACAGCCUACAAUAAAAGAAAAAACUGAAAACCUAAGACUCGUAGUGAAAAAACAUCGAAGUAAAACGUAUAUGAGUAUUUUUAAAAAUGGGCUCCACAAGAAACCUAUAAUUGACUGUAUAACAAGAUGGAAUUCAACAUACAAUAUCAUUGAAAGACUGCUGGAAAUAAGAGAAGUUGUAACUACAUUAAGCAAGGAUAAUUCGAAAUUAUUCAUUAGUUCUGCUUACUGGCCUUUCGCAAGUGAAUUUGUUGGAAUAUUUAAACCUAUUUACACAGCUACAAUGAAACUACAAACUGAACAGCUGUGUUAUAGCGAACUAUAUAUUGUAAUAAUGGAUAUUACAUUCCAAAUAGAUGCUUUACCAAAUACCGAAGUGAAAGUGAUACUGAAAGAUUCAUUGAAGACAAGAAUGGAUAAACUUUUUGAAAACGUAUUUUUUAACGCAGCCGUGUAUUUGGAUCCACGUAUUAAAGUCUGUAUGACAAGCGAACAGAAAGCUAGAGCGCAGAUGUACAUAGUAUCGUUACAUAAGCGAAUAUACUCAAAAGAAGAUUCUACAACAGACAAUACGGCCUGCACAAUACUGGAUGAAACUCCAUCAACAAGUAAUGUAUGUACCCCGAAAUCCUUUUCCGAUUACCUGCAAACUAUAGAUCCUACCACGCCUACACAGAGUUCUUCAAACAUUGAUCAUUUUGAAUCCGAUCUAUCCACUUAUGAAAGAAAAUCUAGAUUGCCACUAAAUGCAAAUGUUUUAGAACAUUGGGAUUCUCCAAACAUUAUUAGUGGCAUUGCUAAUAUUUUACUGGUGAUACGAUCAACACAAGUAAGCGUGGAAUCGACAGCGCAAUCGAUUGUCACCGUUAAAUUUAGAGCAUAUAUUAAUGGUAAAAGCCAAUGGGAUUUUUAAUUACCAGUUGGGAUCUGAUUAAAGUUCUUACUGGUGCACUUAUAUUUUUAGUUUAUUACAUUUUCUUUUUUAUUUUCUAUUUAUAUUAUGUAUAUUAUAUUUAACUUGUUUCAUUAAUUCAAUUUUAUUAAAAAAAUACAUUUAUGUAAUAACAAUUAAAUGCCUAUAA